CCCCGCCCCCCAAAAGCAGUCCUCCGCCUCUAGAAAACCCAGACAACCUCCAUUCCCUCCGAAACCAAAGCCCCAAUUUCCUCGCUCUAUAAAUUCUCCCCCAUCCUCCCUUCCAAUCUCCCCAUCUCCAAUUCCCAUCGUCUCUGAGGAAAGCAAAACAAAUUUCCUCUGUUAAGGCAGCCAUGUCGGGUCGCGGGAAGGGCGGUAAGGGUCUCGGCAAGGGCGGGGCGAAGCGGCACCGGAAGGUGCUCCGCGACAACAUCCAGGGCAUCACGAAGCCGGCUAUCCGCCGCCUGGCUCGCCGCGGCGGCGUGAAGCGCAUCAGCGGCCUCAUCUACGAGGAGACCCGUGGUGUCCUCAAGAUCUUCCUCGAGAACGUCAUACGCGACGCCGUCACCUACACCGAGCACGCUCGCCGCAAGACUGUCACCGCCAUGGAUGUCGUCUACGCCCUCAAGCGCCAGGGCCGUACCCUCUAUGGCUUUGGCGGAUGAGAUCCAUCAAUUCCGUGGUUUUUUUUUUCAAAAGAAAAACUCUUUAGGGUUUUGGUCUCUUAUGUGAGUGGGAUGGGAUGCUGUGAGUUAUUGUUAUGAAAGUGGAAGGGAAACAUUAAGUUUCAUCUUAUCUUAUUAUGUAUUAUGAAAUUAGGAAGAGGAAAAAAAAAUCUAAUCUUGCCAGCCAGUGCUGUGAUUGUUUUUUGAUGUUGGUCAGUUUAUUUUAUAUAAUCAUGUUUCAAUUCAGAGAGUAA
Messenger RNA from Elaeis guineensis (African oil palm), 748 nucleotides. Its product is annotated as histone H4. Gene Ontology annotation, molecular function: DNA binding; protein heterodimerization activity; structural constituent of chromatin. NCBI's taxonomy places the organism in Eukaryota, Viridiplantae, Streptophyta, Magnoliopsida, Arecales, Arecaceae. The record is from RefSeq and is a predicted model, not a curated record. Gene Ontology annotation, cellular component: nucleosome.